Molecule: messenger RNA, 969 nt
Organism: Eruca vesicaria subsp. sativa (arugula)
Lineage: Eukaryota; Viridiplantae; Streptophyta; Magnoliopsida; Brassicales; Brassicaceae
Source: the annotation of a GenBank genome assembly
GAGUAAGUGAGAGAGAGAAAGAGAGAUGUUUGCGGUGGAGAAUGGAUUGCAGGGAGACCCAAGACUACAAGCCAUCUCUGACGCCAUUCGAGUCAUCCCUCACUUCCCCAAAACUGGAAUCAUGUUUCAGGACAUAACGACGCUGUUGUUGGAUCCAGUUGCCUUCAAGCAUGUCGUUGACAUAUUCGUAGAUCGUUACAAGCACAUGAACAUCUCUCUCGUUGCCGGAGUAGAGGCGAGAGGAUUCAUAUUUGGACCUCCCAUCGCAUUAGCCAUAGGUGCCAAGUUCAUCCCUCUACGUAAACCGGGAAAAUUACCCGGGAAAGUGAUAAGCGAAGAGUACGAGCUAGAGUACGGAAACGAUCGUCUAGAGAUGAGUAUGGAGGCAGUCAAAUCCCAAGAACGAGCUCUUGUCAUCGACGAUUUAGUUGCCACUGGUGGAACACUCUCAGCUUCUAUUAACCUCUUGGAACGUGCUGGGGCCGAAGUUGUGGAAUGUGCCUGCGUUGUUGGUUUGCCUAAAUUCAAGGGGCAAUGUAAGCUGAAGGGAAAGCCAUUGUACGUUCUGGUGGAGCCUAGCCAGUUAGAAGAAAUAACCUUCUAAACCUGUUUUACUCGUCGUCACCUCAAUGAUUCCAUCUAUAUCUUCAAGUACUUCCAAAACUAGAUGUAAUAUCAAGUUAUCAAGGGUUACGACAAUAAUAGAAUCGGUUUGAUCAAUUUAUGUAAGCUAAAUAUUAUUAAAACCUUAUUAGACUCCAUAUCUAAUAAUUCAUGCUGGUUAGAAGCUACUUUGCAUGUCGCAAUUGUUCAAAGCUUGUUUGUAUCAUCAAUGUUUACUUGUUGUUUAUCUGGUUAUUGGAUUGAAGUAUUUUUUUUUCUGUUAACGUGAAUAAUAGGUUAAGAAAUCUCUAUAAUAUUAUUUGAGAAAUCAGUUUCCUACAUUGAUGUUAUUAUUAUUAAUAAAUU